Messenger RNA from Sycon ciliatum, 1538 nucleotides. RefSeq names its product actin-related protein 2/3 complex subunit 1A-A-like. Lineage: Eukaryota; Metazoa; Porifera; Calcarea; Leucosolenida; Sycettidae. The transcript has 14 exons. The record is from RefSeq and is a predicted model, not a curated record. Gene Ontology annotation, cellular component: actin cytoskeleton; Arp2/3 protein complex. Gene Ontology annotation, biological process: Arp2/3 complex-mediated actin nucleation. The coding region runs from base 172 to 1299 and encodes 375 amino acids. Gene Ontology annotation, molecular function: actin filament binding.
UACUCUGCUACAUGUAGUGAAGUCAAGAAUCAAGUAGAUCUGCUCAGGUCUACUCAGUAACAGUAACAGGGCUGUCGUUGGUUGUUCGUUUGUGUGCUCAAGUCUAUCUCUUGCUCAGCUUCCCGUGUAGACUGACCAUAGUCCGCGGAAAGUGCUUGCUUUUCAGUUGCAAUGGCUGGCAGAGACAAGGAAACCAUCAACCUGGUCGAUUCCGUGGCCGUCACUUGCCACGUCUUCAAUGGAGACCAGACGAAGUUGGCACUUUGCCCAAACUCGAACGAGGUCCACAUUUACAGGAAGAGCGGAUCCUCUUGGUCGCAGGAAUGCGUUCUCAGCGAGCAUGGCCAACGUGUGCUGGACAUGGACUGGGGUGCCAAGAGAAACCGCCUGGUUACCUGCGGAGAGGACCGUAACGCCUAUGUGUGGACGAGCGAGGGUGGAGAGUGGCGACCUAUGCUGGUGUUGCUCCGUAUCAACCGCGCUGCUACAUGUGUCAGGUGGUCACCGAAUGAGGAGAAGUUUGCCGUCGGCUGCGGUGCUCGCCUCAUCUCCAUCUGCUACUUUGAAGUGGAGCAAGACUGGUGGGUGAGCAAGCACAUCAAGAAGCCCAUCCGCUCCACAGUGCUAAGCGUUGACUGGCACCCGAACAACUAUCUGGUUGCUGCUGGAUCCAGUGACUUCAAAGCCAGAGUGUUCUCGGCUUACGUGAAGGAGAUUGAAGAGAAGCCGGCACCAACUCCCUGGGGAAAGAAGGGUACCUUUGGUAACCUGAUGGCGGAGUUCUCCAAUGGUGGAGGUGGCUGGGUGCAUUCCGUCAGCUUCUCUCCAUCUGGCAACAAGCUGGUGUGGGUCGGACACGACUCCAGCAUCUCUGUGGCCGUUGCAGGCGGUGAUCAAGUGGUAACCACCAUCAAGCAGACUCACUUGCCCAUGUUGACCUGUGUCUUCGUCAGUGAGAACAGCAUCAUCGCUGGUGGCCACGACUGCUCGCCAUACCUGUUCCGCCACGAUGACAACGCCGAGCUGACUGCUCUGCAGAAACUUGAUGUCGUCAAGGCCAAGUCUGCAGGAACGAGCUCUGCCAUGGACAAGUUCCGUUCCUUGGAUAAGAAGGGCUCCACAGAGAGCACAGACUCCGGUCGCAGUGCAUCCACCCAUCAGAACAGCAUUGUUGAUGCUCGAAUGGUGGGUCCCAAGGGUGCUGGCAAGGGCAUUAGCACAGCCGGUGUCGAUGGACUGGUGGUCGUCUGGAACUUCAAGUCCCUGGAGUCUUCCAUUGCCGGUCUCAAGAUUGCUUAAUCAGAGACCGUAGCCGACGCUUCCGUGCUGUGUUUUCUUGCUCUCCGUGCAAGAAGCGAAACCAUGGAAGCCAGUCACUGCUGUGAUGUCACUAGUUAUUCUCCUUGUUUUCUUAUGUAGUAGUGAUUUUGUGCCGGCGGUCAUCUGAUCCAGCCCAGGGCACUGAAUUUUAUAUGGACCACUUCAUGACAGUUGUUUCAACACUCUUAUGGCAUUUAUUGACUUAGUAUGUCACUCCA